AUGCUAUCUGAUCAAAUAAAAUAGGUAUUGUCAACAAAAACUACUUCUUUUCUCGCGCCUAGGUUCUCUCGAAAAACAACUUUACUAAAGAAGAGAAAUAAAGCUCUUUCAACAUGUAGUCUUGAAGAGAUAGCAACAUAUACAUAAUAAAAAAGCUAAUAAUAAUAGCCUUAAACUAAGUAACAAGUAGCAAGAUCUGAAUCCUAACACAAUCCAAUAACUCCUAUAGCGACUCCUUAACAGAGUAAUUCAGUGAGUUGUCAAACAAAUACAUCUCUAUUUGAUGAACCUCUGCCUGACAUUCCUGCAUCAGAUCCAAUAUGGUUGGAGAUAAUUCCUUAGGAAGUGUUGUAGGGAUCAACAGUAGAAUAACUUCUCGAAGACAAUAAAGAUUAUUUUUAUUAUUUGUUGGGAUUGUAUCUACAGGAAUAAAUGCAUGGAGAUUUUAACAUGAACAAAUUUAUUUUGCCAACUAAAUGGUAAAGUUAAUAUGGACGUGAUUUUCCACAAAAGUAAAAAGAAAGAUAGGAAAUAAUAAAAAAUACUAUUUAUGAAGAUUAUAAAUCUCCUUAAACCUCAGAGUUUUCAAAGACCAGUUAUAAAAGUCAUUAUUCAGCUUAUCCAAUAAAAGAUUACAAUCCUAAGCUAGAAAGAAGAAUGUAUGAGAAAAGUGAUUUAAAAUUCGCUACUUUAACAACUUAUAAAGUAUGAGAUUUUACAAUAGUGAUUAGGCUAAUCAUUUUGAUUUCUAAACGAAUUAUAAACCUGAGAAGGUUACAGCAUCUAGACAUUUAACAACUGGAGGAUUAACACUAUCUUCUUAGACUUUAUAUAAAACAGAAUAUUAAUGGCCUUAGCCAAUAGAAUAACCUUCAAAUUGUAAAAAUAUCUAUUCUAAAUUGUAAUAAAUAUCGUUAUUAUAAUUAGAAAUCCUAUUCAAUCAUCUGGAAUCUUUUUCGAUAAAUAACGAGAUAUAUAUAGUAAAUUCCCUGUUGAUCCUAUUUGUAAAUCUGCUCCUUAUUCAUAAACUCCUACAUAUUAGAAAUAGUAUGUUUCAAUAACUAAAAAGUAUUUUGUUUUUUGAAUUAAAAUUAGUGAUUUCUAAGCAGGAAAACUUGGAGAAGUGGCUUAAAUGAAAAAUUGGAGACAAAGUGUGAUUAGGAGAAUGAAUUAAUUGAGAAAACAAUCGCAAAUAUGAUCUU
Messenger RNA from Paramecium sonneborni, 1202 nucleotides. The record is from the annotation of a GenBank genome assembly. Lineage: Eukaryota; Ciliophora; Oligohymenophorea; Peniculida; Parameciidae.